This is a messenger RNA of Effrenium voratum, 499 nucleotides long. Lineage: Eukaryota; Dinophyceae; Suessiales; Symbiodiniaceae. The record is from the annotation of a GenBank genome assembly.
AGCGCUCAGCUCAAGCCAGUUCUCUCGGUCUCUCCGUCCUCUCGCAUAGGUCUACUACGGCUCCAUCAAAGGCCCAAGGGGCAACAUGGCGCGCUCCAUGCUCCUGCCCGUGGCACUGUGCCUGGCGGUGCUGAGCUUCGUGCGCUCCGCCUGCUUCGUGCAGGCGCCGGCAAGGACCCUCCAGGCGCAGCAGCUGCGGGCCCUGGAGACCGCCACUCUGGGCACGAGCCUCUCCAUGGCAGGCGCACUGCCGGCCUUUGCCACCUGGAGCGAGGGCUCCGAGCCGGGCCAGAACAUCGACCCGGACUCCACUGAGUACUACAACCGCAAGGUCCUCAACGCGACGGCGGUCUGCCUCACCUUUGCGGUCUUCCUGUUUGGCCUGCUCAUCAGUCAGGCCAGGAAGUUGGUGGAGAACAAGUGGCUGAACUGAGCGGGGAGACCCGCAGUUGGCAUCGUUCUUGAAACGGACCCUGUGCAUUGGCAACUGCCACCAAAU